UUCCAAUUUGAUAUCUGAGGAGAAUGGAGGAAAAUGUAUCUUGGCUUUCUUGAUGAAAUAAUACUUAAAAAUAAUCUAACAGCAUAACUUCUUAAUACACUUCAUGUGUUGCUCACACUUGUUCAUCCUCUUGCUGUGUGCAGAAAACUAGUUUACCUAAGUAAUUUUUCAUUUAAUUUCUUGCUGGUCAAUGAAGAUAGUAACUUGUCUUGAAUCAAUUAUUUUGCAAGAGCAGAUACAUAAAGCUUAGGGAUGGUUCUCUCCCUUGCCUCCCUUGUGCUGCAUCUCCUCCUUCCCCUCCCUCUUCUGUUGCCAGUGAUGCGACUUGAACCAGACCAGCCAUGGUGGCAAAUGAAAUAGGGAUGGGAAAGAUCAAGUAAGCCUGGAAAAUAAUUUAAUAAUAACAAGACAGCAAAAGAAAGUGAUCUGAGCACAGUGUGGGGCAACCUCAGAAGACCCCCCAGAGGGGUAAACAUGACAAUAUAGAACCUUUGUGCAGUGAAUCAAUGAACAUUAACAUUACCUUAUAUGCAAAAUGUGACUAACCAAUCAACAAGAACUCAGAACAUUACCUUACAUGGAACCAAUAUAUUAACAUACCUAUUCCCAUAAUCCCAUCCUUCUCUCCAUGACCAGACCAGGUGUUUAUCUUCCUAGCAUCUCAUUUCCCAUGGUCUUAGCUUGAUGCUCACUUAAUGGUUGGCCAAGGCCAACUCACUGUCAGACCCCACCAGUUCAAUUCUCACACUCUUCCCCCAUCUCCUAAAAUCUCCAAAUGCAUGAAUAGACAUAUGGAACUAGGAGCUUGUAUAGCACCUGGAAAAUGUGCUCACAGAAUAGUCUCUAUGUUCUUUUGGUUUUUUGUUUGGUUGGUUUUGUGGAGGAUUGCAGCAUUAGGCGUGGUCUGGUUUUAAAAGUUCUUGUCUCCUAUCCCAGAAACUCAAUAAAGUGACUAAAAUAGGAUCUUCCCAAGAAUGUUGAUAAGGCUUACAGAGAAGCUUUGUUUCUUAACAAGUGAAAUGAAAUCUAGACCUUAAGAACAGUGGGAUGAAAUGUUAAAAGAGAAUUCUCAUUACCCGGAUGCAAAAUGUUACGGAAAUGAUUGCAUAGGGAAGUCCUGCAUUGAGGAAGCAAGAGACUGAAGUCGGUGUGCCUUCUCUGGUAGUCUGAGUCUUCAACAUCCCAGGUUUGGAAGAACAUCGUCCUCUGACCUUCAGAAACCUGGAGAUUUUAUCAGUGAGCUACCUAAAGGGAUCUAAGGAAAUUAUAGCUGUAGCUUCCUUGCCAUUACUUUUUUGGUUUUUGUACCUCUUUUUCAGUGGUUUUAGAUCAAGAAACACUAUGAGCACAACCCAACGGAAGCGCCGUGGAGGAACAGUUAGUUCUAGGCAAACUCAAAAAAGAAACAGGCUCAUGACUUCUACUGCUGAAAUGGCUUCAGAAGCGGAGCCAAUAGAACUUGAAGAAAGUGCUGGUGAAGAAGUAGUAGAUCUCACAUGUGAAUCUUCUGAUCCUGUAGUUGUUGAUCUAACUCACAAUGAUUCUGUUGUGAUUGUUGAAGAGAACCAACGACAAAGGAGAAAUCUGAGACUAAGAGGCCAGCGACAGUCAGACAGCUGUGUACUGAGCAGUGAUGAUGAUGAUGAAACAAGAGAUAACGACGUGUAUGUGGCUGAUAAAGCAUCUCGAGAACUGGGACCGCUGGAAGAGGAAACUGCAAGUUCAAAGCCGUCUGGUACUGUUAGCUGUCCAAUUUGCAUGGAUGUCUACUCAGAGAUUGUACAAAGUGGACGACUGAUUGUGUCAACAAAAUGUGGCCAUGUCUUCUGCAGUCAGUGCCUCCGUGAUUCCCUUAGAAAUGCCAAUUCUUGCCCAACCUGCAGGAAGAAACUCACUCACAGACAAUAUCAUCCCAUUUAUAUAUGAGUACUUUUAUUUCUCAGGACAGACUCAACUGGAUUUUGGGGGAAAUGUUAUAUUUUCAGUGCUCUGAAGAUUUAAAGAGCAGCAGGUUGUGCACAAAUCCAAAUAAAACUGGUUUUUUUGGAGACCAGCUUGAACGUAUCUAGACAGCUUUUUUAUGGUCUAAGUUGCUUCUUGUUAUGUUCCUGGUUAUGCUACAUUGAUGACUGUGUCUGAACUAGACCAGCAACCUACACCAGGAAGGAAGCAGUUAAUCCAUUCCCUUCUACUUUUUUUAAUGCUUAAAUGAGCGAGUGUGAAUAUUUUGUUCUUUCUUACUCUAUCAAUUAUUCCUACCUUCACAUGUAUGGAAUAGUUUCCUUUCAGAAGACAGAUUAGCAAUUUACAAUUUCAUUACACCUUUUUUUUCAUCCUGUAAAAAGCUCAUGACUCUUGCUUUCUUGCAUAUCAUCUUUGCCCGAGUACAGUGAUUUGUGUACUGAUGGAUUGUUUUCUCAUAAAUCGGUCUUAAAUUGACAACAAAGGUUAUGCAAUAAAGUAACCUGCUGUUAACCAGCAAUCAAGUGUUCUGAGCAGUAGAUUUGAACAUGUAGCUGAUGUUAUGAGCUCCAUGAGAUCCCAAGUACACAGACACAUUGCAUCAUGUACAACUUGAAAAUAAUUCAUCUGUUGUUUCAACUGCCAAGAAUUCCUGUGUUUUAAUCCCAACACUGAAUUUAUUUUCUAACAUGAGAGAUGGUUUCUUGGGUUUACUUGUGCUGUAACACUCUCCUAAUAACUGUCAAGAAUAGAGUCUUCUCUAGGCUUCCUAGUGAUGAACAAGAAACAAAUUCAUCUGUAUGCUGAAUACCAAACUACCUACAGAUCUUCUUACUGUAUCAGCUAUUCCCAGUAUAAUGCUUUAAGUUCAGUGUGUUCACUUUGCUGGUUGUUACACUGACACCUGACUGGAUGUAGCUUGGUGAAUAGGAUUGAAGAUUUAAAAAACUCUACUGCCAUUACUGAGUGGAGGCUUUAAAAAGUGGUAGCAAUGUUGACAGCUUGUUAGAGAAAAGUUUAAUCUCCCUUUGCCCUGAGAGUGGUCCAGUUUUCUUUAAAUGCAAUUUUAAAAAAAGAAGUCAGAUGCAUCUCCUAGGAAGGACAAUUUCUCCAGUUGAGAAGGCAGGAAUACACCAGUUUAUGCACUCUUACCCAGUCAGUUUUCCCCAGGACUGAGUUCCAAAUGUGUAUUUUGAACUUAUAGCUAAAAUGUCUGAGCUGUUCUGGAAUCCAGGGUGAGCUGAUACAAACAGGUUCAUGUAGACAAGAUGAUUAAAAUCAGUGCUUUAUGAUCCACAGGUAUGGUAGGUGCAUUUCUGAGAACUUCCAGAAUUAAAGUUGGCCACCUCUUGGCAGUUGGUUGCCUAUAGAAACAACGAUAAGAAUAAUUCUGUACACUGGUACAGCACAACUGAAGGAUGUGUUUACUUAAUAUUGGUGUCACAGAUGUUUUUGCUGACCUGUCCUUGGGAUCUGUAGGAAGCCUUUAAUUAAAGAAGCUCUUCUAAAUUAGCUGUCACAAGUUGCCUUGCAACCCAAAGUAAAGUUGACUUUUUUUUUUUUUUUUAAUUAUGAUGUUUCUGGAUAUAGUAAAAGGGAGUUUUAUUACAUAAAGGCUGCCUCAAGAAAUGCAGUACCUUCCUCACCCUGGUUUGGACUGGGUUUGGUUCAGUGUUAGCAGGAAUAUGCUGUGUCUGUGUUGUGGAAAUAGGGUGACUCCUACAAAGUUACACACAGGUAGUUCCUGUGUGCUCCCAUGGGUAAGAUGAACAAGCAAGGAUUACGGCUGUCUCAGGAUACUGCAGUGGCUGUGAUGGCUGCAUUUGUGUCCCAACAAGCAGAGAGUUGAUGCUUAAAGUAUUAAUUGUGUGAAGAGAAGCAGCCCAACAUUAAAAACUGUAGAGACCCAUAGAGAUUGCAGAAAUUACUUUGUCCCAGUAGCUUAACAAAGAAACAAUAACUUAUGGCUGGUUUUCCUGGGAUGGCUGCUGUGUGAAAAGAAUUAUCAGAAGAGGAUUUAAGGGAUUACUACUGAGGAUGAGGGUGAGUUACUUAACCAUGCAUCUUUCACAGUCUACUAGCUAUAGCCUAAAUGAUUUUGCACAACUUCCUCCAUGUAAAUACCACUUUAGAGUUAGUGUCUCAGUAAAUAGAUCUAAUUGAAACUUAGAUAUCAUAAACUAUAACAAAAAGUUUUUAGCUUUUGUGUACCCUGUGAAGUGCCACAAAUUUUGUGCAUCUCAAAACAGAUGUUGUCUCAGUACAUGGGGAAAGAAAUGGAAAUUCAUUACAUUUUUUUUUCUUCAAGGGAAAAAAAGUCUGAUAUGUUUCAGUUCCAGCAAUAUUUCACAUUGGCAAGAACUCAUAGAAAAUGAAAAAAUCUUUAUAUUAUGUAGAUGUCUGUCUUGUUGUAUAUAGUUAAAUUUUUCCUGUAUUUAAUUGUAUUCAAGUCUGUCUGCCCAUCUAUGUUGAACUCUGCUGGUAGGCAUAGGGUUCUCUAAACAGGUGAAAAUAAAACAACUGGAUU
This is a messenger RNA of Cinclus cinclus, 4489 nucleotides long. It is a transcript of the gene RNF4, whose product is annotated as ring finger protein 4. The coding region runs from base 1342 to 1926 and encodes 194 amino acids. The record is from RefSeq and is a predicted model, not a curated record. Lineage: Eukaryota; Metazoa; Chordata; Aves; Passeriformes; Cinclidae. The transcript has 8 exons. Gene Ontology annotation, molecular function: zinc ion binding; transcription factor binding. Gene Ontology annotation, biological process: positive regulation of transcription by RNA polymerase II.